Messenger RNA from Rotaria sp. Silwood2, 351 nucleotides. Lineage: Eukaryota; Metazoa; Rotifera; Eurotatoria; Philodinida; Philodinidae. The record is from the annotation of a GenBank genome assembly.
AUGAAUAUUCAUUUACGUGAUGUUAUUUGUACUUCUCGAGAUGGUGAUCGAUUUUGGAAAAUUCCUGAAUGUUAUAUACGUGGUAAUACUAUCAAAUAUCUUCGAUUACCCGAAGAUAUACUUGGACUUGUCAAAGAAGAUACUAAUGAAAAAUCAACACGUUCUGGACCGCCAACACGUCGUCCAUUUCGUGGUCGUGGCGAUGGUGGACGUGGAGGACACGGUGGUCGAUCUGGAGGCUCUGGUGAUCAUCGUAAAAGUGGUGGCAGUGGUGGUCGUGGUGGACAUCAGGGAUCGCGUGGUGGUGGCCGUGGUGGUCAACAAGGUGGACAACUUCGUCAAGGACGAUAG